Molecule: messenger RNA, 1824 nt
Organism: Cajanus cajan (pigeon pea)
Lineage: Eukaryota; Viridiplantae; Streptophyta; Magnoliopsida; Fabales; Fabaceae
Gene: MC1
Product: metacaspase 1
Biological process (GO): proteolysis
Cellular component (GO): cytoplasm
Molecular function (GO): cysteine-type endopeptidase activity
Source: RefSeq, a predicted model, not a curated record
AAACUGAUUCCACCGGAUCUAAAUACGAAAUUCAAUUCCCGAAAAGUGAAAGAAUGUGACACCCAGAAGCUGCAAAUGCUACCAAUGUCAACGAAUCAACCUCGAGGAAAAUAAAGUGACGCGUCCCCUUUCAAUUAAAAAGUAGAAAAACACGCUUUCAAGUUCUACAUCCUCUGUUUUAUUUUCUUAACCUCGCCAAAGCCCUCCUCCACCACCACCACCACCACCUUCUUCAAUCUCGUACUCAACAAAACCACGAAAACGGGAAAUUCCAAUUCUACCCCUACCCUCUAUCCAAAAUUACCAACGAUGUACGGCAACAUGCUGGUAAACUGCUCCAACUGCCGCGCCGCUCUGCAGAUCCCACCGGGCGCCGGAUCCAUCCGCUGCGCCCUCUGCCACGCUGUUACUCUGAUCGGCGACCCACGCGCCCUCCCUCACCAGCCCCCUCCUUCCUCCCACGCGCCUCCGCCGCCCUCCCCCUACCAGCACGCGCCGCCCGGCCCUCCUCCCAACCCCCACGGCCGCAAGAAGGCCGUCAUCAUUGGCAUCUCCUACCGCUUCUCGCGGCACGAGCUCAAGGGAUGCAUCAACGACGCCAAGUGCAUGCGCUACCUUCUCAUCAACAAGUUCAAUUUUCCAGAGUCUUCCAUCGUCAUGCUCACCGAAGAAGAAGAUCCCCAUGGCCCAAGAUUUCCAUCCAAGCACAACAUCAGGAUGGCAAUGUAUUGGCUUGCACAAGGAUGUCAACCUGGAGACUCCCUGGUUUUUCAUUAUUCUGGUCAUGGAUCGCAGCAAAGGAACUAUAAUGGUGAUGAAGCUGAUGGAUAUGAUGAAACUCUAUGUCCCCUUGAUUUUGAAACACAGGGUAUGAUUGUAGAUGAUGAGAUCAAUGCAUCACUUGUCAGACCUAUUCCUCCUGGGGUUAGGCUACAUGCACUAAUUGAUUCCUGCCAUAGUGGUACUGUUCUCGAUUUGCCAUUUCUUUGCAGAAUGAACAGGAAUGGACAAUAUGUAUGGGAGGACCAUCGCCCUAGGUCUGGCGUAUGGAAGGGUUCUAAUGGUGGAGAAGUUAUCUGCUUUAGUGGAUGCGACGAUCAUCAAACUUCUGCUGAUACAUCAGCUCUAUCAAAGAUUACAUCGACUGGGGCAAUGACAUUUUGCUUCAUCCAAGCCAUAGAGCGUGGUCAUGGGGCUACCUAUGGCAGCAUUCUUAGUGCAAUGCGCAGUGCCAUCAGAAAUGCUGAUGGUGGUGGUGGUCUUGGGGGUGGCGACGUCGUAACAUCCCUUCUGUCCAUGCUUUUGACCGGAGGAAGUGUCAGUGCCGGUGGACUGAGACAGGAACCGCAGUUAACAGCUUGCGAAGCAUUUGAUGUGUAUAGUAAACCCUUCUCAUUGUGAAAUUCAAUAUUCUUUAUACUGCAAAUUGUUUUUGUCAGUGCUUCUCUUGUAUACCACUACAAGAUUACAAACAAUGAAAAAUUAAUGUAUUAUAAAUUAGAUAGGAUACUUUUUCUUCGGAAACCACUGAGUAUGUGUUUGGACGAAUUUAUGUCUACCCUUCUUGAGAGCGUGAUAUGGAUAUAAUAAUGACUUUGGUUGCUGCUGCAAUCCUUGGAUUAAUAUGCUGAUUUGACUCAGAAUCGCACAUGUAAUUUGAAUUCUACACCAGAGAUGAGCUUACCCUUACCGUUACCACUGGUUAAAAUAGGUUUGUUUGUGACAUCAAAUUGUGUGUGGUGCAUAUCCUUAGUAGAUGGGGAAAGUGAAAAGUGGUUCUUGUCCUCUUUUUGGCCACAGUAAAUAAAAAAAAAAGCUUAAAUA